GAAACUGAUGACCGUGUAGUGUACCAACAACAACGUAAGAUUGUUAACUUGUUGGUUCUUUGGGGUUGAAUGUAUUAAAUUCGACUUGAUUUUAAUAUAUUGUCAACAUAAUUUUGACGGAAAUGACCCUAAGGUAUUGAAUUCGUUGAAUUGUCUUGCUGUUGACGAAUGCUGCUACAGACUUGGUGUUUCUCCGGGCUUUACCGAGGACAUCAUUGUAACUACAAUGGAUGCAAUACUCAACACACUUAAGCAGUUCAGACUGGAGUCUUACUGCAACCAGUUGGUCCAGCUGGGCGUGAAGGAUUCAAGAGAUUUCCUGGAUAGCGUUACAGAUGAAGAUCUGGACAACAUGGGUUUUAGUCGUGUGGAGAAGAACCGCUUUUCAGCGAUGACAAACUUUCUUCAAAGAGCUCCGGAGCAGCAGGUUCAAACUGUGACGCCUGUGCACAAAUCAUUAAAGUCCUUCAGUCUGCAGUACACAUACCCCAAAUGUGCUCAACCAAAACAAAUAACAGAUAUGGAUCGAGCAAAAAACACAGUUGAGGAUCUGAUGAUGAGGAUCUGCCAUCUUGAAAGUGUUGGUAAUUCCAAAGGAGUCUGUCUCUACACCAUCGAUGGGAUGCCCUUGACAGAUGAUCCCUUCUUCAACACAUGGUCCUUGAAAGACAGACAUAUUGAAAAUGGAGCUGUGAUUUAUGCAAUCUUUACGCCAAGGGAAAACCUGAAACAGUUCCCUCAAACACCAAAGCGAGAGGUUGUUGAAACCCUUGGAAGCGAUAUUGUUCGAUGCCACAUCAUGCUCAAGGGAGACUUUCAGGUGACGGUGAAGUUGGCAAGUGACACGAUAUCGAGUCUGAGACUCAAGCUGGCUAACAAAAGUGGAAUCCCAGAACAUGUCCUUCAUUACGACUAUCCAAAUGGUGGUGAUGACACUCUGGAGAGUUGUGGGAUCUCUGAAGGGUCAACCAUUAACUUCUCUUUGUCCUCAUUUCCUCACGAGACUUCAUACAACGAGACAUUUUUCAUUAAUGAUUUUUUGCCUUCAGUUCCACAAACUCAGAAAGGAAUCAGUGUGUUCUUGUCUUCACUUUAUGCUGUUAAAAGUACUUAUAAAACAAAGCAACUGCAGAAACUGAUUGCCUACAUACGGAAUCUGACUGGAUGUCACCCUCUUGCCCAAAGUCUGCAUCAGUUGUUCUGCAGGAAUGAAACCCUAACCAGGAACCAGAAGAUUGCAGUGGUAGAAGGCUUGUACCUCCUCUUCAGAGAGAUCCUUCCUCAGCGUAGAAGACCACAAGGAGAGAGACUCAUUAAGGACCUGGAUGUCUUUGAGAACUCUCUGUACUGCUGGGCACAUCUCCUAUCAGAAGCAAAGAAACCGGCAGAGAACCAUGAGAACUACGCACCAAUCACUCUGACGUCUGAAGAUGGCAGCCGCUUCUCUGAGCCAGUCAGAGUACCUGGAGUACCUGGAGCAUUGGAAUGGGCUUAUGUUUGCCAGAAAAUCCAAGAUGGAGAGAAGAUUCCCAACUGCACUGAAGAGGUUUUGCGUGGAACAUCAAUAAAGAAAGCCACCGACAUUGAGAAAGUUCUACUCAGUCUGCCUCCAUUCGUCAGAACCUAUCCUCUUUGGAUUCACAAGGUCAAGACGGCUGGCCAGAACUUUAAGAUCAACAAUGAGAAGACUUUUGGAAGUAUGAUGGAAGAAUUAAAAUCUCCCGACAAUCAAUGCCUCAAUGUGACCCCACCUCUGCAUUUGAAGGAACUAGGACAGUGUGAGGCACGCCUUGUUCUACUGAGUGAAGACAACAUUGGCGUGUGUUUGAGAAAAGAGAAGUGUUCCCCUGAUAUGAUCGUAGUACUUGAUUGUUUGGAUGGCAAAAACAAAACAGUGGAUGUGAAUUUGUUGGCAGCCAGGACUGGUAACCAUGGUGAUGGCCGGACAUUUGUCACAACCAGGACUCCAAAAGAGGCUAUACUGGUGCUGAUAGACACAAGCUCCUCCAUGGAGGAAGAGUGCUAUGCAAGUGCAGAAAUACAGAAGAUCCACGCUGUGAAAGAGCUCUUUGACAACUUCGCUACGAGGACCAUGGCUUAUGAUUUUUGUCACAUCAUCGGUCUUGUGAAGUUCGACUCCCUGGUGAAAAUUCUUCACACAUUCACAGAAAAUCUGGAGACGUUCAAGGAACACAUGCGCAACAUUGAAGCAAGUGGAUGCACUCUGCUGUACGACGCUCUGCGACGGGGGGCGUCUGAGCUGGAAGAGGUCAAGACGAGGUUUCCAGAUUGUAGACUCCGCAUCAUGUGUCUUACUGAUGGAAAUGAUUCUGGAUCCUGCAUCGAGCCAGAUGCAGUUACAGCCAAACUGCUGAAAUCUAACAUCGUUGUUGACUCAAUCCUUCUUGGAAAUGUGGAGAAUAACAUGCUGCAUGGAAUCAGCAAUGCAACCGGUGGUUGCUGUUUCAAACCAAAGACAACCAAAGACGGUCUGAAGCUCUUUGAGAUUGAGACGGUUCUGUCAUUGGAGCAGAGGAAACUCAAGGAAACACUUGACCCCUCUUCCAUCAGCAAGCGUAGUUUGAGAAGAAUCUUUGCUACUCAUGGGUAUGACGAAUGUCCAGAGACAUCCUUGCCAAGCCAGAUCAACAGCAAAGUGACAGCGACAGAGAGUGCUCUCAAAAAGAAGAUUAAGGAGUCCACUAACGGGAGGUUUUUGGAGAAGGACAAGCGUGUGCUGGAGGAGCUGAAGAGCCUGCACUGUAACCCUCAUCCCUUCUUCAGAGUCUUCCCAUCAGAGUCAGACUUCAUGUUCUGGAGGAUUCUCAUGCAGGGCCCUCCUGACACACCGUAUAAGAAAGGCGUGUUUGAGCUGUACUGCCAGUUUGGUCCUGACUACCCAGCCAAGCCUCCACUCGUCCGCUUUGUCACACCCGUGUACCACUGCAAUGUCAACAGUGUGGGUCGCAUCUGCCACAACUUAUUUGACCGCAACUACAACGCCCACAUCACCAUGAGAGAGAUCCUAGAAGCUGUGUACGGACUGCUGAUCAGCCCUGAGCCUGAGGACCCACUGGACAGCAUUUUGGCUGAAGAAUUCCUGACGAGCCUUGAGACGUAUGAACGAGAAGCUGAGAAACACACAGAGGAAACUGCAGGGAAGUCACUGGAUGACAUGGAGGAACACCUGGUGGAGCCUGUUCCACAGUUUAUACCCCAACAUCUGAUCUGUCCACUCACCAAGAAGAUGUUUGUUGAUCCUAUGAAAACGGUGUAUGGCACAGUGUAUGAAUGCAAGGCCAUUGAGGAACACCUGAAGCAACACCAGUACGAUCCGACAGCCGGCCUAGGAACUGAGCUUAAAAUGAAAGACAUCAGAGCUGACCAGGACAUGAAGAAAAUGGUGAUGGAUCAUCGCACUCGGCAAAUUAACGUCUAAGUAACAACUGUGAAUAUUUACAUCGGGUUCACAAAUAGAAGGAAAUAAACCAGCUAUUCCUUUUAUUGAUACAACUUGCUCUUAUUACAUUACCUUUUACUUCUGAUUUAUAAUCAUAUACUAUACGCUUUUCAUUUGUCUCUGUUGAGACAUGUGUGUUUGGGGUUAUGUUUACUGAUAUAUGUUGAUGUGCUGGUUAGUCUGACACAAAGUAUUUUUAUGCAAUGAUGUCAACUUUAUAAGUGAAAAGGAGCAACUAAUACAAUUUUGCAAGAAUAUUCAAGGUUUUUUCUCAAAGUGAUUUAAAGCAGGAAAUGGUUGUUGUCAGCUUUCAAAUAGUUCAUCUUUCUAAUGUAAAGCAAUUAAAGAUGGUAUGUAUUCAAGUUGUUUUGCAUUUGACAGUUUAUGAAGUUUAUAAACUGUCAAAAACAAACUAUUUUGGGUUGAUAUAACACAAUGGUACAGAGAAGGGAGAAUAUUAAUUUAAAUAAGAAAUAAUGUAAGGAUAAAUCAGCUUUAAUAGUAUACAAUUAUUAUUUUAAAAAGGACUUGACAAUUUUUUGUAAUUGUUUUAAUUUGCUAUAUGUGUUUGUUAUAGUGUUAAUAUGUUCUUGGGAAAUUGGGGGUAACUUGUUUAUGUUAAAAUUGUAUAAUAGUUUUUCUAACUCAAUUUGGGAAUUAUGAUUAUAUUGCUGGAAGAUAGAAAUGCAACAUCUACUAUUGGAAAAACUGUUGGUAAAAUAACUCCUAUAACUGGACUGACAAUUGAACUCUCAUCUAAACAAUACAAGAGAGUAUUGGAGAAACAAAACACAGAAUAAACGAAUAUACAAAA
Messenger RNA from Gymnodraco acuticeps, 4274 nucleotides. RefSeq lists its product as uncharacterized. Gene Ontology annotation, biological process: protein ubiquitination. The record is from RefSeq and is a predicted model, not a curated record. Gene Ontology annotation, molecular function: ubiquitin-protein transferase activity. The transcript is spliced from 25 exons. NCBI's taxonomy places the organism in Eukaryota, Metazoa, Chordata, Actinopteri, Perciformes, Bathydraconidae. Bases 227 to 3439 code for a protein of 1070 amino acids.